GAAACUCCUAUAUUUUUUGUAUGAAAACAUAUCUAAAAUCCUAUCGAUAAAAACAAAUUUCUUUCUCUUGCAGCUAUCGAACGUACAACAUAAACAGCUCGUGUGAAGACGCAGCAGCAGCAGUCUCAGACAGCGGAUUGGAGGGAUCGAAGUCGCCACGCCAUGCACAAGAGAAAGAGACCCUAGAGCGAGAGAGAGAGAGAGCGAGCGAGCGAGAGAGAGACUUAAUCAAAAGCCAGAAGAGAAGCAGAAAAACCCAAACAAUCAUCCUAUCGUUGCCAUUAUUAUCAACGUCGAUCCCGACAAAUAUGGUGCUAAAUCUCCUAUUUAUCACGACGGUCAUCAAGUCCACAUUCGGUGUGGUAACCACCGGACUCUGGCUAAUACCCUUGCUCUUAGCGGCCAUUACAUAUUAUCGCUAUGAUGCAGUGGAUCCGGAAUCGCGGCCAUUGGACCAGUUGAAUCUGUGGCCCGAAUAUGAUUUCAUAGUGGUGGGCAGCGGCUCGGCGGGCGCGGUGGUGGCCAAUCGACUGAGUGAACUGCGCAAAUGGAAGGUGCUGCUGAUCGAGGCCGGGCCGGAUGAAAACGAGAUCUCGGAUGUGCCCUCGCUGGCCGCCUAUUUGCAGCUAAGCAAACUCGACUGGGCCUACAAAACGGAACCCUCGACGAAGGCCUGUUUGGGUAUGCAGAACAAUCGCUGCAAUUGGCCGCGAGGCCGGGUCCUGGGCGGCUCCUCCGUGCUUAACUAUAUGCUCUAUGUGCGUGGCAAUCGGCAUGACUACGAUCAUUGGGCCUCGCUGGGUAAUACCGGUUGGGAUUACGAUCAGGUGCUGCACUACUUCAAGAAGUCCGAGGACAAUCGCAAUCCCUAUCUGGCCAAGAGCGCCUAUCAUGGUCGUGGCGGGCUGCUGACCGUGCAGGAAUCGCCCUGGCACACGCCGUUGGUCGCCGCCUUCGUGGAGGCGGGCACGCAGCUGGGCUACGACAAUCGGGACAUCAAUGGCGCCCAACAGGCGGGCUUUAUGAUUGCCCAAGGCACCAUACGACGCGGAUCACGGUGUUCCACGGCAAAGGCGUUUCUGCGCCCGAUACGCCAGCGUCCAAACUUUCAUUUGUCGAUGAACUCGCAUGUGACACGCAUCAUCAUCGAGCCGGGCACCAUGCGCGCCCAGGCCGUGGAGUUUGUGAAGCAUGGCAAGGUCUAUCGCAUUGCGGCACGUCGCGAAAUUAUAUUGUCAGCGGGCGCCAUCAACACGCCACAGCUGAUGAUGCUCUCGGGGCUGGGGCCGCGCAAGCAUCUCGAACAGCAUGGUAUACGUGUGCUGCAGGAUCUGCCUGUGGGCGAGAAUAUGCAGGAUCAUGUGGGCAUGGGCGGCCUAACGUUUCUUGUGGACAAGCCCGUGGCCAUAGUGCAGGAUCGCUUCAACCCAACGGCGGUCACCUUCCAGUAUGUGCUACGCGAACGCGGACCCAUGACCACGUUGGGCGGUGUCGAGGGUCUGGCCUUUGUGCACACACCCUACUCCAAUCGGAGCAUCGACUGGCCGGACAUACAGUUCCACAUGGCGCCCGCUUCCAUUAACUCGGACAAUGGUGCGCGUGUCAAGAAGGUAAUGGGUCUUAAGGAGUCCGUUUAUCAGGAGGUCUAUCAUCCCAUUGCCAACAAGGAUAGCUGGACAAUAAUGCCGCUGCUGUUGCGUCCACGCUCCAGGGGCAGUGUUCGCUUGCGCUCGGCCAAUCCCUUUCACUAUCCGCUCAUCAAUGCCAACUACUUUGAUGAUCCGCUGGAUGCCAAGACGCUGGUGGAGGGCGCCAAGAUAGCGCUACGCGUCGCCGAAGCGGAGGUGUUCAAGCAAUUCGGCAGCCGGCUCUGGCGCAAGCCGUUGCCCAACUGCAAACAGCACAAAUUUCUAUCCGAUGCCUAUUUGGAGUGCCAGGUGCGCACCAUAUCGAUGACCAUCUAUCAUCCCUGUGGCACCGCCAAAAUGGGUCCCAGCUGGGAUCCGGAGGCUGUCGUUGAUCCACGACUGCGUGUCUAUGGUGUGCGUGGGCUGAGGGUCAUUGAUGCCAGCAUUAUGCCGACCAUCAGCAGCGGCAACACGAAUGCUCCGGUCAUUAUGAUCGCCGAAAAGGGCGCCGAUCUCAUCAAGGAGGAUUGGCUCAACAAUCCCGAGUAUAAAGUCAAGCGGCAGGAUGGCUACAGUGACAGCGAGCCGGCCGCCAGCAGCAACAGUAACAGCAGCAACUUUCACAGCAGCAACAAUUUGACGCUAGCAGCAACAGCUGCUGACAGCCUGACAAGCAGUUAGCUGUGCUUGUCAUUGGGCCGGGGUCAGGUGUGCUCAGGGGUCAACUAGCUUUACAAGACUCAAACAACUGAACGGACAGUCCGACUGUCGGACUGUCGCACUGUCGGACAGUCGCCUUCAUGGACAGCGUGUUGCUUUUUUAUUAUCAAGUCCCGAACAAAAGUUUGCCAUUGUUUCAAUCUAGUGUUAAGACAAACAAACAAACAAACAAACAAAAGUUCGCCUUUUUGGGCUGCUAUCACAUAACGCCAAACACCAACAACAAUCAACAAUGGUUGGCAACAUCAGCAACAAUAACAACGACAACAACAGCAAAUAGUUUCCCAUGCAAACAUUUAUCCCAAAAUGAUGUAAUGGCGUGAAAAGCAUGAAAUCGAGUCAUAGUUAUGUACCAUAUAUAAUUUCUAGACUCUAGUUAAGCUAAACAUAAUUAUUGCAAUUAAUUU
Drosophila virilis is the source of this 2755-nucleotide messenger RNA. Its product is annotated as glucose dehydrogenase [FAD, quinone]. The record is from RefSeq and is a predicted model, not a curated record. Gene Ontology annotation, molecular function: flavin adenine dinucleotide binding; oxidoreductase activity, acting on CH-OH group of donors. Lineage: Eukaryota; Metazoa; Arthropoda; Insecta; Diptera; Drosophilidae.